Molecule: messenger RNA, 909 nt
Organism: Cryptomeria japonica (Japanese cedar)
Lineage: Eukaryota; Viridiplantae; Streptophyta; Pinopsida; Cupressales; Cupressaceae
Product: taxadiene synthase-like
Exons: 5
Coding region: 1-909 (302 amino acids)
Biological process (GO): diterpenoid biosynthetic process
Molecular function (GO): magnesium ion binding; terpene synthase activity
Source: RefSeq, a predicted model, not a curated record
AUGUUCAGAGCUCUUGAAGAUGGAGAAAUGAGUCCCUCAGCUUAUGACACUGUCUGGGUAGCAAUGGUUCCUGCCGAGGAUGGAUCUCACACCCCACACUUUCCUCAGGCCAUAAAAUGGCUUAUCCAGCACCAGCUAGAGGAUGGUUCGUGGGGGCUUCAUUCAAUGUUUCUCUUAUGCGAUCAUUUUCUUAGUACUCUCACUUUUGUUGUUGCCCUUCUCAGUUGGAAUACAAGAAACCCUAAUGCAAAGAAAGGUUAUAUUUAUAUUCCAUUAUCUCCAGAUUUUGAAAUAGUUUUUCCUGCAUUGAUGAAAAAGGUAGAAUCUCUAGGGUUGAAUCUUUCAUAUAAUACUUCUUUGAUGAACAAACGAGCAGCACUGCUUACCGACAUUAUCUCCAUGGAGCGGGAUAUUCCAACACAAGUGCUGAAUGCAUUGGAGGGACUUGAGGAAAUAUUUGACUGGAAAAAGAUAAUGAUGUUCCAGAGCAAAGAUGGAUCUUUCCUUAGCUCGCCUGCUUCCACUGCCUGUGUACUCAUAAAUACUGGCGAUGAGAAAUGCUUUAGCUUUUUGAAAAAUCUAAUGGACAAAUUCAGUGGGUGCGUGCCAUGCUUGUAUCCAAUCGAUCUGCUUGAACGCCUUUCCCUGGUUGAUAAUAUUGAGCGUCUUGGAAUAGGUCGACAUUUCAAAGAAGAAAUCAAACUGUCUCUUGACUAUGUUUAUGGAUAUUGGAGUGAAAAGGGUAUUGGAUGGGGUAGAGAGAGCCUAUUUGCAGAUCUCAAUACUAUUAAACUGUGUUGUUUUUAUGAUUCUGACAUGGAUAAAAUCUCAGAGGUGCUCAAUAAUUUCAAAGAUGAAAAUGGAUGCUUCUUCUCCUUUUCUGGCCCUGUUCUGGCCAAAGACACAUAG